UACCGUUUCCUGGUUAAAAAAAUACCCAAAGCUACUGCAAAGCAGAAGAUUUAAAACAAAAAACAGUUGCAGAAACCCUAAGGUUAUGGUUGCUGUGCUAUUAUUGUCCAUUGCCAUUAUCUUAGUUAUUUCAGUAUUAAAAGAAACUUGAUAGUCUGCUCUAAACAAUAUUAGCGUGUGCGUGUGCAGAUAAUGCGAUUCUACACAGGACAGGCUGCAGGAUUUUCUGCUUAUUAUCCUUGGCAGCCAGCCAUCCUUGUUUGAACUUGUAGUGCCCAGUCGGCAGGACCUGAAUCUUUGGUGUUUAUGCAAUGCCUGUUAAACUAGUGGUUACAGACUGGCUUGGAUUGGGUAUUUCCUGCAACAGGUUACUCGCACCCACUUGUAAAUAAUGCUGUUCUAGUCUGAUAGUGCUGUUUUGACAGUCGAUCUAAGAAAUUUGGCUGCAGGAUUUUCAGUCUCCAUGGUGUUUUCAAGUGCUUAAACUCCAGGAAGUGCAUCAUGUUUACUCUUCUUGUGCAGUCUGAUUAAGCUGACAGCCUGAGCCUGUGUAGCUGGUGAAUAGUUGCGCAGUGAUUAGAGAGGACUGCUCUUCCAAAGACAUGCGCAGCAGGAACAAACAAAGACACAGUUCCACAAGUAAACCCUCUCCUUUGCCAGCUUUAGCCCCCAGUAACUCUAGAACGUCAGUGGUUCAGAUGAAAUCCAAAACCUGUAUUGGCCAUAACACCUUCAGCAGCAACUCAAAGCCAUUAAGAAUGCCCAAAGACAAUCUACAUACCUCCAUUAAUAAACAGCAGCACACAGGGUUUCCUUCGAGGGAUACACCAUGUGUCCCUGUCCCAGUAGUCAGCCUUAAGAAGAUUCCUAACCUGAAGGCAGGUGGUGCCAAUAUAAAAAUGAAUUCCACCACCACUACCACCUCCACUUCCUCUGCCUCCUCAUCCAUCACAUGGUCUUCAGCUUUGGUUAAAACUGCUUUGACAUCAACAGCAUCAAAGCCAGCCCCAUCAUCACUAGAGAAGACUCUGAAUGGCAAAGGAAUCGUACCCCCUUCAUUGUUAGACAAGAAACACCAAAAUGGCACCAAAAGCAGUUAUAAGCCUAACAGAAGAAUUUCUGAAAGAGAAUUUGAUCCAAACAAGUACUGUGGAGUAUUGAAUCCUGAAACCAAGAAACCGUGUACAAGGUCCCUGACUUGCAAGACUCACUCGCUCAACCACCGACGAGCGGUCCAGGGUCGACAGAAACGGUUUGACAUACUCCUGGCAGAACACAAAGCGCGGCGGACAAGAGAGAAAGAGGCUAUAAAAGACAUAGAACCUCAGGUUGACAGGAAAACGAGCCAAUCUGCACAAUCACAAGCGCAUGUUGCAGGAUCAAUAGGGAACUCUGGUCUUGAGAACAAAAUAGCAUUAUCAACAAAAUCCAGACCCUCUAAUUCAUAUAUUUCUAGGCCAUCCUAUGUAGAUGGCCUCAGCUCUUCAGCUUGUGGUGGGUUGGUCCAUGAGCACAUUGUGUCAGCUGUCGGAGGAGAUGUGGAAAGCAGGCUUUCAAGUGAUGAGGGAGAAACAGACGGUGCUGAAGAGUCACACAGACUAGACUGUCACUACUCCAGGCACCACCCCAGGCCACUGGGAUUUUGCACUUUUGGUACCCGCGCAAUGGGAAGGGGCUACUAUGUAUUUGACAGACGGUGGGACCAGUUCUGCUUUGCACUUAAUUCUAUGGUAGAAAAACAUCUGAAUUCACAAAUGUGGAAGAAGAUUCCACCUGCAGCUGACAGCCCCAUGCCAGCACAUACCACUGCAUCCUUUCCGGUUCUACAGUCCUUCAACAGUGCCAGUGUGGUCUAUCUUUCUUCCUCAGCUGUCCGUUCAAGCAUCACGCCCUCUUAUGUCAUGAACGCCCCUAUAUUGUCACCAACAGUCUUUGUAAACACAUCAGACAGGAAUCCUGGCAUGACAUACACCACAGCCUUUCCCCAGCAGGGUGCAGAUUUCAGCCUCAUGGACCCUCCGUUCAUGUGCCCAGUACCUGCCCCAUCACGCUACAAACCAUCUAGAACUAAAAGCAGCAAAUCCUUGAAAGUCAGCUAUUCCUUGGGUAACAAGAAGAAGAAAUCUGCAAAUGCUUCUACUCCUUCACCUUUGCUAACAACUGCUUUAUCUUUCGCUGGGUCACACAAGAGGAACUGUGUUUCUGCACUGAACUCCUAUCAGAUCUCUUCUUGCAACAGUAGUGUUUCAGUACACAAUAACCACAAUUGGUCAAACCCACUUCGUACCAAAUCUGAGCCCUCAGGACGAACUUCUUUGUCUGGCAGCUCAGCAGACUCUGUCAAGCACAUGAGCAUGGUUGUAAGCAGUAUUGACCCUAAUCUGUCUGUAUCUUCUCUGAUGCACCACUCUGGGGGCCACACUCUGUCAACACACAAUGUGCUGUCUUCAGUCCCCCUUUCCUUCGAGAAAUCGGAAGGAAAAAAGCGAAAGAACUCCAGCAAAUCUAUUAAAACUACCAAAAUGCCUGGUAUAAACAGUGUUCACAGAAAGAGGACUGCAGUCCUUUUGUCUGCAGUGCCUGAAUCUCCAAACAGUUCAGUCCCUUGGCAGGUAAGGAAAGAUCUAAUAUGAUCAUUUCUGUUGUGUGGCAGAGAUGUUUUACAAGGAACUUCUGCACAAUACCACUCAUCCUUGUCCGUAUUUAAACAAGCAGUUAAUGUCACAACCUUUCCAAAAUACAUCAAUUGAUUUCAGGGAACAAAAAAAGCCUACAGAAACCAGAAAAACAAUUUACACUUUCUGUCACAAAACAUUGUGUUUAACAAGAUCCAUUUUAAUGGACUAUCAAACCCAGUUGAGGAACUAUACUGUGGAAGAACAGAUGCCCUGUAUACAAUCCAGAAAUCCAAUCCAAAAUAAUCUUCUAUUUAAUCAAAAGUACCACCUUUGACACUCUUCAGUCUGUUAUACUGUGCAAUUUUAUGAACAAUAUUACCUGACCCUGUCAUUAUUACAGCACACUGUAUAAGCAAUUGUAGGUUAGAUCUGCCUUGAGUUGAAGUAUCUCACUUUAUUAUUAGGUAGCUGAGAGGUAUAGCAGAUGAUUUGGUUGGGUGAAAGCACGGGGUGGGGGUUCUCUAUAAAGGUGGAUCUUGUGAGACGCAUUUCAAAGUGAAGAAAAUGUCGAAAGAAAAUGCUCGACAACACAAUGAUAAAUGAUGUAGUUAAAGUUACUGAUUAGGUAGGAAAAUGGCUUUUGAAACCUCGGACUAAACAUUUUAACAUUAAUAUCAAAUGAAUUAAAAACUUUACAGAUCAAAUAUUUAUUAAAAUCAAUAAUACGCUUAAUUAGAAUGUAGGUUUCAGGAACACACUUCAGGGAUGAUGAUUUUCCAUAUAAAACUUUGUUUUCUAGUUUGCUACUUUCCAAUUCAAUUUUACCAUUAGUCUAAAAUAAAAUAGAACAGUAACACAGUAAAGAAAAGUAUUGAGCACAAGUAAUCACACCCGUACAUUUUAACUUAUUAAAGGUUGAGGGAGAAAAUUGACUUGUAUUCAUCAGCUUCAACACACAUACAAGCGUUUCGCUUUUUUUUUUUUUUUUCAGUAGGUCAUUUUCAACUGCUCCUCUUGUUCAAAACUGCGUGUAGCCUCGGCUUUGGACCAAGAAACUUAAUGUUUUCCACUCCAUCAUUAAAGCAUUUUAUCAAAAACAACAUGUAUUGCAUCUUAUUCAUGAUAGUGAUAUUGAAAUUAAUAGAAGGUGUCAAAACACAUAGGCACUACUCUAUGCAAAGUCAUUUCAGGUCUCUACCAUGCUCCUCACGAGUGAUUGCUUGUCACAACUUACUGAAUAAUUACUGCAAAAGUGGGUCAGAGAUUGAAAAGAUAGGAAAUGAGUGACCUGCUGCUACCAGCAGGAUUCAUCGCAGUAGCCUGAAAGUCUGAUACAUUGACAGAAUUGUAACCACAUUUUCCAUUUUUAUUUGUAGAGCCUAGUUUAGUUUUAUCUGGUAGCAUUUGCAUAUUAAUAUUCAUAGAUGUGUCCACAAACACAGUGGAAGCAACAAUUUACUGUGCUCAAAAUGUGUUGUAAUUUGUAGUGCAUUAUAUUUAUUUAUUUGUUUUCAGCAAAAGGUACAUCACUGAAGAUGUUACUACAAAUGGUCAGAAGUAAUUGCAGACAAACAAGAAUGUGUUUGGGCUGGUUGUGGUUCCUCUUGGAAAGGUGAAUGCUGAAUCUAGUACUUCUGCCAUGAAAACAUUUCAAACCAGCCUCUUGUGUUCACUGGUCAGAGGUCUUUGUUUCACAUUUUAUAACUGCAGCCACUUACUGGUUUCAUUUUAAAAUAGUCUCUUUAGUCUGUUCCUAGACAAUGUAAUCAGUAUUUUGUUUACAGUACUACAUUUUGAAGUGUCCGAACUCUUGAUGCUGUUCCCUGUUUUAGUACUUGACAUAUGUAUGGAUAACAUUUCAAAGCUGAAGAAUCAAUUUUCAGUGAUAGUUACUUUAAAAAUAAGUUAGCAGGUUUACAUCUUUACUGGUGUAGUUGCAGACUUUUUUUCUGAAGUUUAGAUUUUGGUAGCUUCUGUUUCAAAAACUGGUGAGGAUUUAGAAGGAUCUUGCAGCAUGCUUUUAAUAAUACUGUUUGAAUGCCUACCGCAUUGUUAUUUUCUAUAGGUCCAUCAUUAACAUUAAUAUUUGUGCUAUUAAACAAUGAGGACUGGGUAGAUACCAGCACCAGUGCAAAGGAGCUUACCUUAUUCAUUUGUACAGUGUUAAAAGUGUGCUCAUCUGCAGGUUUCUCAAAAGGAACAGGCAGUAUUAGUUUAACAGUUAAGGAAAGACAGUUUGACUGUUGCUUAUUUUAAAGGCUGGAAUUAAAAUAUUUACAGUUCAGAGAAAAAUCUAAACUGUAACAUUUCUAAAAUUAGAUGAUCCCUUUAUGUAAAAUUGUAUAUUGUUAUUUUGUAAUAAUUUAUAUUUUACUUUCCUAAUGUGCUAACUCACAAUUAGUCUGAUAUUGAAACUUUGAAUAAAAUUAUAUUUUUAAUUUUUUUAUUGUACAAUUUUGCAGGCUGAAAAAAAGUGUACAUAUCUAUUAUUUUUGCACAGUUUUAAUUGUAUAUUGAUUUCUGAUUUGUUAAAAAACAAAACAGAAGGCGGUAAGGAAUAUUUUCCCCAGUAAGUACAGAAAGGAAGUCUAAACAUAAUCUAAAUUGUACUUUACAAACAAUAUUGUAUUAGUUUACUAGAAGCUAGAACCAGUUAAGUUAUUCAAUUAUUUUGUAACAAGACGUGAUAAAAACUAAAUAUUCCUAGAAUCUAAAAUAUUUUCACAACAAAGUGAAUUCACGCUACUUUAGUUCAGACUAGCACAAGUAUGCAAGCUGUUUUAAUAUUUAUUCAUCAAUUUCUGAUAGCAACAAUUCAAUUUUUUAUAUUAAUAAUUGUCACAUUCUUGAUAUCCAAAAUAUAAUUCUUGAUAUUACAAUCUUUAAUUUUUGAAGUCAACAAUUCAAAUUUUUGGGAUAAAAAAAUGCAUACUAAUUAGUUGACGUCAAAUGGUCUGGACUUCGUUUUUUGUAAUAUGUACCACAUGCAUCUUUUGCUAAAUGUGAAAACGCUUGUGUGAGCAGUCUGUAGGAAAUGAACUUCUGUUGGAUGAGCCCUAGAACUACAAUCUGCAGAACAAUGAUAACUAUAGCAAAUUUUCAGCUUUGAGAACACCUGUCCCUUAAGACUCCAGGCACUGUUGUCAAGAUGUAUCUCCCUAUCAGCCCUGAUGUACUUAAGGUCUGCCUAGCUCUUCCAAUUCACCAACAAUGAAGCUAAAUCAAGCGAAGUACACACUUUUUAUAUCAAAUAUUCAAAUGGUUGAAAUCAAGAAUUUUGUUUUUGAUAUUAAGAAUUCUAUUUUUGAUAUCAAAAUAAGGUACUGUUUUUGAUCUCAACAAUUCUAUUGUUGAGAUCAAAAAAAUAAUAUAAAAAAUGUUAUUACUGAUAUAAAACAGAAUUGUGGCUAUCUGAUAUUGAGGAUUAAAUGUUCAAAUGACUUGUCAUAAAAAUGCAUACUUAUUACAAAAAAUAUCAAUUUGUAUGGUAUCGCCUCUACCGAUAUUGAAAUGUACUAUAAAAGCACCUUUUAUGUUUUUCAUAUACUGUAUGUCUAAAUCGGUGAUACCAGUACUCAACUCUGGCCCUCGAGAUGUAAUCCA
Polyodon spathula (Mississippi paddlefish) is the source of this 6221-nucleotide messenger RNA. RefSeq names its product ataxin-7-like protein 1. The record is from RefSeq and is a predicted model, not a curated record. Bases 603 to 2633 code for a protein of 676 amino acids. The transcript has 9 exons. Lineage: Eukaryota; Metazoa; Chordata; Actinopteri; Acipenseriformes; Polyodontidae.